AUGCUGAAGUACAGAAUCAAAACAUAAAAAAUGGUUUCGAGAAACCUGUGCGAGUUUUUCCGCCUGAGACAAAUUUGCCAAUAUCAAACCAUUUCAGCGUCCGCCCUCUACCGUACAAACCGUGGCCAGUACCAUUAUUCCAGUCCACGCUUCAUUAAAGUUUGGGACGACCCCCGUAAAUGGGCCCGAUCGUACUGCACCACCACCAAAUUCUUACAGGGCCGGCAAAUUAGGUUCCUUUCGACAGUUUCCGGCAAAGGUCCUGGCGAACAACAGCAAAGUGCUGCAGCGCCACAAUUGCUUUCGAAACUAUUUCCACAAACCGCAGUGGAAGGAACCGAAAAUGAAGUGCAGCAAGAAAAGCAACGCAAAGAGGAGGACGAAGAGAAGGAAUCGUCCUGGAAGCGGAUGAAGUUAGGAUUCGUCUUCUUUGGCUUUUCCGUAUCCGCUUUCUGUGUGUACAUGGUUUGGGUGUUUGGCGCACCGGAUCGGGACGCGGAAGGUAACAUAAUAAUGGACGAAUUCAUGGAAUUGCCCACGUUUCAGCAAUACUUCCGACGAAUGUGGAAAUCGAUGACAUACUACCAAAAAAUGAUUCAAGAACCAUCACGCGAAAAGCUGUUGCCGGACCCGCUCAAGUAUCCCUACGUACAGCCACCUUACACGCUGGUGCUAGAGAUGAAAGAUGUGCUGGUACACCCGGACUGGACAUACCAAACCGGGUGGCGUUUCAAGAAGCGUCCCGGCGUUGAUAAGUUUCUGGAAACUUUGGCCGCAAACUAUGAGAUUGUAGUAUUCACUGCCGAUCAGGGAAUGACCGUAUUCCCCAUCCUGGAUGCACUUGACCCGCGGGGCUAUAUCAUGUAUCGUUUGGUGCGCGAUGCAACACACUUUGUCGAUGGACAUCAUGUAAAAAAUUUGGACAACCUAAACCGCGAUCUUAGCAAAGUCGUUGUAAUCGAUUGGGAUCCAAACUCGACAAAGUUGCACCCGGAAAAUACGCUCAACAUACCGCGCUGGACUGGCAAUGAUGAUGAUUCGGGAUUGUUCGAUCUAAUGGCACUGUUGGUUACGAUCGCCACUAGUGAGGUGGAAGAUGUGCGCGAUGUGAUGACGUACUAUAAAUCUUUCGAAAAUCCUCUUGUAAAGUUCCGUGAAAAUCAGCGUCUACUCGCAGAACAGAUGGCCGAACGAGAGCAUGAGGACAAACAGCGCAAUCUGCCGGCAGUGCAGCGAUGGAGACCCAGCUUUCUAGGCGGUGGACGCUAA
Anopheles marshallii is the source of this 1269-nucleotide messenger RNA. RefSeq names its product mitochondrial import inner membrane translocase subunit TIM50-C-like. Gene Ontology annotation, molecular function: phosphoprotein phosphatase activity. The transcript is spliced from 2 exons. NCBI's taxonomy places the organism in Eukaryota, Metazoa, Arthropoda, Insecta, Diptera, Culicidae. The record is from RefSeq and is a predicted model, not a curated record.